AUGGCCACGAUGGAGACGCUCUUGACCUACCUUAAACCCUUUUAUACCCUCCAAUACCCUAUCGCGACGCCCGACAAUCCGGAUUCCUUCCCCGACUCCGACUACUACCAUGCCGGACAAAUGGACAUAUGCGUCGUCAUAACCUGCAUUGCUGUCAUGGCCAUUUUGCGCGACGCACUUCGGCUGGGCUUCUUUGAACCGGUAGCGCGCUGGAAGCUCUCCCGGGACCUCAGACUGAAGCGGCAGCGUGCAAGCAAGGCCUGCAAAAGCAACGGAUCUGCAAACGGCCACGUCGCGAACGGAAACGCUCACGUUAACGGCCACGCUAAUGGCCAUACUAACGGGAUAGCUUUGCCCCCUCCAACCACAAAAGAAAUGCGCCAGCUCAAUCGUAGCGUGAUGAGGUUCGCCGAACAGGGUUGGUCGGUCGUGUAUUACUCCUUGCAAUGGGCAUUCGGUCUUUAUGUUCACAUGAACCUGCCCACUCGCGUCCUGGAUCCCACCGAUCUAUGGCUGGACUAUCCCCAUGUACCCCUGGCUGCCCCUGUCAAGUUCUACUAUCUCACUCAAAAUGCCUUUUAUCUGCACCAAAUACUCAUCCUCAAUGCUGAGGCGCGACGAAAAGAUCAUGUCCAGAUGAUGACCCAUCACAUCAUUACGGUGGUGCUUAUGCUUGCUAGUUAUUUCACGUACUUCACCCGCGUCGGGUGCAUCAUCAUGGUUUUAAUGGACUUUUGUGAUAUAUUCUUGCCACUGGCAAAGAUGAUCCGCUACCUGGACAUAAGCCAGUUACUGUGCGACUUGACGUUUGGGUUUUUCAUGAUUUCGUGGUUUGUUACGCGACAUGUCCUAUUCCUUAUCGUUAUUAUAUCCACGAUCUUCGAGGCCCCGAAUCACAUCGAAUUCAAAUGGAGUCCUGAAGAACGAUACUAUACCACGCGUAAAAACUUCCUUGUCUUCAACAUUAUGCUACUUUUCCUUCAGGCACUCCAAAUGAUCUGGUUUGGCAUGAUUUGCAGGGUGGCUUGGAGGGUGGUUAUGAAGGGAGACGGUGCUUCCGACGUGCGAAGCGACGAAGAGGCUGAACCCGACCACAAAGAAGAUUAG
Molecule: messenger RNA, 1107 nt
Organism: Cyclocybe aegerita
Lineage: Eukaryota; Fungi; Basidiomycota; Agaricomycetes; Agaricales; Hemipholiotaceae
Source: the annotation of a GenBank genome assembly